AUGGUUGAUUUGUCUAGUAGUGAAUUGACGAGAGAUGAAUUGGCUAGAGGUGAAUUGGCUAGAGGUGAAUUGGCUAGAGGUGAAUUGGCUAGAGGUGAAUUGACGAGAGAUGAAUUGGCUAGAGGUGAAUUGGCUAGAGGUGAAUUGACGAGAGAUGAAUUGGCUAGAGGUGAAUUGGCUAGAGGUGAAUUGGCUAGAGGUUUGACAACAGGGCGCGAUGCGAGGCGCCGGCGGUCGGGCGAAGUGUGGGUGAUGAAGAGCGCCGAGGAGAUGCUGAGAUGCUGAGGAGAUGACAACGAAGACUACGAUUUUGAGUGAGAAGUGUAGAAGGUUGAGCGGAGAUUGUCUGUUUCGAGCGCCCACUUAUCGGUGGCGCCUAUCGGCGCGUCUCCUGCGAUUCCUAGACUGCAAUAAACUUAUUAUUUUUUCUUUAUUUAUUGUUUGUUUUAUCGGGUUUUUUUUUUCGCAAUGGCGAAGGUGCGGUUAAAAAUUUAUGGCUUUUAUAUUUGUAUGGCAUAUUGUAACCGUUUCUGCUUCGUAAGAGGGGAUUUCCUGCGACGCCAAAUAAACUUUAUUGACAAUUAAUGUCCUUUUUUUU
Molecule: messenger RNA, 598 nt
Organism: Phyllotreta striolata
Lineage: Eukaryota; Metazoa; Arthropoda; Insecta; Coleoptera; Chrysomelidae
Source: the annotation of a GenBank genome assembly